AAGGACUCUUGGGACGAGAUGGAUUGGUACUCUCUCGUCACCAGGGCUCACACGUUUUCCGAAUAGAUUUACGAAAAUUAUUCGACUGCUGGACUAGCUAGACCAUUUAAAUAAAAUUGUAGUUUUGAUGAUGUUUUUAUUAUUUCUAUGUCAAAGGCUUUCUAAAAUUGGAUUCUUUGAAUCAUAUUUUGAAAAUUACCCCCAAAAUAACUUCCAACAAGACUGUAUGAAAUAUCGAUUUAUAGUCGAUAUAUAUUCGGCUAUACGGCUCCGACCACACGAACUGUUGCCGAUAAUAAGCGUGUAAUGGCCGCCGCCAAGAAACAACCCAAGAUGGCGGAAAUGAACGGGGAAAUCGAGUGUGACGUUAAAGAGGGCUGUAGAAUGCCUGUAAGAAUGAAUAAUUCUGACGAAUGGCCAUUGGCAGAAAUCAUCAGCAAGAGAGAAAAAGGAGACGAAUUUGAAUAUUAUGUUCAUUUCAUCGAUUUUAAUAAAAGGCUGGAUGAAUGGGUCACAGAAGAUAGACUUGACAAAACAAGAAUACAACUUCCUAAAAAGGAGGACACCAAGAAAAUAAGCAAAGGCGCAGCAGGCUCUCGACCCCCAUCUCCCGAAAGAGAUAUGGUCAAUGGCACUGGACCAAGAACAAACAAGAUUCUGACGGGAAGGAAACGGAAAGCUAAUGCCAUGGACAAGUCUUCAGAUGAAAUUCUGAUUGAUAGUCAAGAUAGCCCAACCAAAGACACUCCCCCAACUAAAAUGAGCAGCCUGCGUCAGCAUGGUAGUUUAGUACAAGAUCGCAGCAAUGAUGAUAUUGUCACCAGAAUGAAGAAUAUCCAGAUGGUGCAGCUUGGCAAAUUCCGUAUUAAGCCCUGGUACUUCUCACCAUAUCCACAAGAGUUCACCAAUCUUCCUAUGGUCUACCUGUGUGAUUUUUGCCUUAAAUUUGUCAAAAGCUUUCACUGCUUAAAGCGGCACAUGGUAAAGUGCAACCUGUUUCAUCCACCUGGAAAUGAAAUCUACAGAAAUGGAACAAUAUCAUUCUUUGAAAUUGAUGGAAGAAAAAACAAGCAAUAUGCACAGAACCUUUGUUUGUUGGCGAAAAUGUUCCUGGAUCACAAGACGCUGUACUACGAUACUGACCCAUUUCUUUUCUACAUCAUGACUGAGUCAGAUGGCGCGGGAUUCCACAUUGUGGGAUACUUCUCUAAGGAGAAGGAGUCAACGGAGGAUUACAAUGUUGCAUGUAUUUUGACAUUACCACAGUACCAGCGUAAGGGUUAUGGAAAACUGUUGAUAGAGUUUAGUUAUGAGCUCUCCAAGUUUGAAGGGAAGACGGGCACACCCGAAAAGCCCCUCUCUGAUCUAGGCUUGCUGUCCUAUCGUAGCUACUGGUCUCAGACUAUAUUAGAAAUAUUAGUAGGCCUCAAAUCUGAAGAUGGAAACCCUCCAAGUAUCACCAUUAAUGAGAUCUGUGAGCUGACCAGCAUUCGGAAGGAGGACGUAGUGUCCACCUUACAACACCUUGGCCUCAUCCAUUACUACAAGGGGCAGUACAUCUUGUCCUUGGGCAAGGAAGUCCUUGAGGGACACAGGCGUGCCAUGUCAAAAAGGAAAAUAAGAAUAGACUCAAAUUGCCUGCAUUGGAACCCUAAAGACUGGGCUAAACGAGGAAAAUGGUGACAUAAGGAAGAAGAGAAAUUCCUUGUUUCAAAGAUUCAUUGCAUUUGACUCAAAGAAUUGACUUCAAAAAAUCCAUUAUGUUGACAGCUGGUUUAUGAUGCAUCAUUCUUCUUUUUAUUGUAAAGGAGCAUAUUUAUGCAAAGCUGAAUUCUUCGUGGCCACAGCAAUGUUCAGUAUCUAUAAAACCAAAUAAGAACGUAAGCAUAAAAUAAAGCUAGAUUUCCACAGAUAUUUAGAUUAUGAUCCAAUACCGUUUCUUUAAAAUACUAUGCCAUUUUUGUAUCAAAAUGUUUUAUAUCAGAUAUACCAGUAGCUUCCUACGCACAGAAGUAUUGAAUAAAAAUGCAAUAGUGUGUAAAAGGUAUUAUCUAACAAGUAAUAUGAUGUAAAUAGGAUGGUUGGGAAAGUAUGAAAAUCUUUUUUGAAAAGGGUACUGUGACCAAAUAAUGGGUCUUCUCUUUUUGUAUCCUAUGAUAGCAAUAGAGUUGUUUUCAUUAACCCGUGAAACAGUGUGAUAGUCAUAGGAUAAUAGUCAGUAAAACAUAAAAGAGAACAAUAGAAUCAGAUCACAAUAAAGUGUAAUACGCUAAAGUGUAAUACACAGGUUAAUGAAAAUCACUCUAUUUGCAGUUAUUAAAUGCAACACUUCUUUGUAAUAAAUAUAGUGACAAUUGUAAAUAAACUAAGAAAAGAUGA
Nematostella vectensis (starlet sea anemone) is the source of this 2379-nucleotide messenger RNA. Its product is annotated as histone acetyltransferase KAT5. The record is from RefSeq and is a predicted model, not a curated record. Gene Ontology annotation, biological process: regulation of DNA-templated transcription. NCBI's taxonomy places the organism in Eukaryota, Metazoa, Cnidaria, Anthozoa, Actiniaria, Edwardsiidae. The coding region runs from base 307 to 1683 and encodes 458 amino acids. The transcript is spliced from 10 exons. Gene Ontology annotation, molecular function: histone acetyltransferase activity.